UAUCCAAUAAUUUUUUCUUUAAAAAAUAACGUUAUCAGUUUUUUGUCAUAUUCAGAGCUUUUGCUAUGCAAUUUUAUUCAUUGUUACCAUUUACAUGAACACAAGUCCAAUCUCAAAUAAAUAUUACAGGAUCAGUGUAACUAAUUUUCACUGAAAAGAAACUAACUACUUUUCCUUUAGAGUUGGUAAGAUUUAUCUCAAUUCUCAACUCAUUCAACUAAAACAUGCGACUCUCAAUAAUCUCACCUCUACUUCAUGUCUUUUCACAGGUCACAGCAAUAUCUUAAAACAUAGACUUAAAAUGUCAUUUUGACCAAAAUAUUGUUAAAAAUGUGAUAAGUUAAAGCAGCAAUUUAUUAAUACCAUAUAUAACAUCUCCCAAAUAUGUUCUUACACAUUGCUAUCAUUUUAUAUAUGGAAAAGUUUCCUAAUGAUCAAAUUUGAUUUUGAGCAAAGCUAUCAAUUAUAAAUUGAAGAAAUAUUCCUUGGAAAUGUAAAUAUUCUGCGUUUACCAGUUCAUGGCGGCCACAAACCUCGAGAAUUCGUCAAAACAUGUUUGUUCUCUAAUCUUUCCAACGACUUUCAAAAUAUAUAUAUAUGCUUAGUCAUGCAUUUAAUAAUAACAAAUCAUUGAUCUUAAACCAAUAAGGUUUUCGUCGUUACCCACUACCCCCUUCUUUAUUUCAUUACAAAACACAGCAACACAUCAAUCAUACCAUAUGAUCAUUGCACCAUCUCUCUAAGAUUUUUAUUUACAACGAUCUAACAUUUCAAUUUUGUUCUUUAUUUACAUUUUGGUGUGUUCAGAAAAAAUCAACAAUGGGAGCGUACAAAUCCGACGACGACUACGAUUAUCUCUUCAAACUAGUCUUGAUCGGAGAUUCCGGAGUCGGAAAAUCCAACCUGUUGUCUCGGUUCACCAGAAAUGAAUUCAGUAUCGAGUCAAAGUCUACCAUCGGUGUCGAGUUCGCUACAAGAAGCGUUCAUGUCGACGAGAAAACCAUCAAAGCUCAGCUUUGGGACACCGCCGGUCAAGAAAGAUAUAGAGCAAUCACGAGUGCAUACUACAGAGGAGCAGUAGGUGCUCUUCUAGUGUACGACAUAACUCGACACGUAACGUUCGAGAACGUUGAACGAUGGCUCAAGGAGCUUCGUGACCAUACCGAUGCCAGCGUCGUGAUCAUGCUUGUUGGAAACAAAGCUGAUCUUCGUCACCUUCGUGCUGUUCCCACGGAAGAGGCUAGAUCUUUCUCUGAGAGAGAGAAUAUGUUCUUUAUGGAAACUUCUGCUCUUGAUGCUACAAAUGUUGAGCAAGCUUUCACUCAUGUCUUGACUCAGAUCUAUCGUGUAAUGAGCCGUAAAGCUCUUGAUGGCACUGGAGAUCCAACAUCGUUGCCUAAAGGACAGACCAUUGAUAUUGGAAACAAGGAUGAUGUUACUGCUGUUAAGUCCUCUGGUUGUUGCUCAAGUUGAAAUCAUUGUUUUUGUUUUUGUGUACUUCUUUUGGAGAGAGGUUUUGGUUCCUGGAUUUGUUGUAUCUGAAUUUAUAAUUUUGAGAGGGGGUGUGGUUUAAGGUUGGUUUUACAACACAACCCGCGAAUUUGUAGCGAAUUGAACAAGAGAUGGUCCGGUUAAAAAUUGUGUUUUAGUCGUGAACAAAACCUGAAAAGUAACCAAAAUGCUAGUCCCUAGCUCUCUCGAACUGAACAUUUUGGUGUUAGAUUUGGGUGGGAUUUCUAGUCAGCACAUGAGCAGUCCACUUAAACGAAAGUUGAAACCAGUGCAGUGGUUUGGUACUUAACAAAGCAAGAGAGGGAGAAACAUAUUCGCAAUCCAAUACAAUAAACUACCAGUAAUAUACUAAUAUGUAUCGCAUUCGUUAAUGUUGUAUUUUUUUCCAUUGUGUGUUACUAAACUGCUAUAAUUAAUAUUUCCCCAUCAGUAUAAGCUUUUGAACGCACAAAAUAACAUAUCAUUGAAAUGCUUAUAACAUAAAAGGAUCUAUAUGUUAUAUAGACAGAGAUAAUAAAUGAAAAGGAACAUAAUAAUUUGUUGAAACCCAAAAGAGAGAAAGAAAAUGUACCUUGUUCCACACGGAGCCAAGUUAGGUCCACCAUCCAAAUUAUGACAUGAUCUUUCCUUCCAAGUCUCAUCAAAAACAUGCCCAUGUUUAUCGUGUCGUUCACUUGACAAUCAUCAUCAUAUUGAUCUCUAAAAUUCAUGCGGUCAUUAUUUAUUAUAUAUGUUUUUUUAAUUAUAUAACCUAUCGACAGGUCCGGUUAACUCCACAAAAAAAAUUUGUAUUAAAAGGUGUACUUGUUACCACAUAACCUGAUAUAAGUUUCAAAUGCUUUUCGAUUAAUACUAAGGAUAACAAGAUCGUAUGCUACCAAUUUACCUGUAAACUAUCAAGUCCGAACCCAACCUUUUCACAUAGUAAUAACUUUGUUUCAGGGGAAACUUAAACUCAAAAAAGAGUGUUGUACCAUAUUUUCAGAUCUCUCACUUCUCAUGUUGGGCUUUCUGGUACUUGCCCGAUUUCAUGAAGAAAAAUGUAACGUGCAGGUGUCAAUGCGUGUUAUUUGACUUUCGUAAUUUGACGUUAGUUAAAAACUAUGCAAUUGAAAUCUAAAUCAUUUUUUCUUUCUAAAAGGAAGAGAAGGAACCAUAUAUAAAAGCCUAAAAGGUAAAGGAAACGAAAUUCGUGGUUGACUAAGCACUUUUUUUUUUUUUUUGCUAAGAAUGCUAAUAUCAUAUUAAUGAUGUUCAGAUUUUACAAAAGUUAAAUCUAAAGUUACUCUAUCAAGGCAAAAGAAAGAAAAACAAGAUAGAGCAAAAUCGGUUUAGAAAACCACACAGGUUCAAGUUAUCCAACUAGCAAGAAGAGAUCUGAAUUUCUUCCUCUUCUUCCUGGCUAUAAUUAUGUUUCUCACAUCUCUGUAUAUCUGUUUCGAAAUGACAGAAGGAACAAUGGUUGUGUUGUUGUGAUACACAUUGUUUUUCCAAAGAUGAAAUAUGGUUGGUUGGACUGCUUGACUAAGCACUUUACGUUAUAUCAAAUUAAUUACUUAUUUAUUUCGUUUAGCUAGCCCUUACUUGACCUCCACGAUGGAUCGGUCAAUCAAAAGAAAAUUUCGAGAUGAUCCAAAGAUUCUCAACACAAACAAAUAUGAUCAUGAUCGAACUUAUUAUUUUAAACGGUCGUUUAUACAAUUCUUGUAUGACACUCGUCUAAAUGACAUUUGACACAGUCCAAAUAAGAAUCCCACGAUGAUUUUACAAAAUCCAAUCAGUCUAAACGUCAAAAGAUAUUUACAAAACAAAAUAAUAAAAAAAUUAAAAGAUUUAGCAACGACAUGCAGGAUUUUGCUCAUGCGAAAGUAUUCCUCACACGUCAGGAAACUACAUGGAAGCUUUAAAAACUAUUCAAACAUACGUAUCAGAACACUAAUUAAUGAUUAUCCUAACCACACAAAUAUUAACUCGCUUAAUUAAAAAGGGUGUGACAAAAGAACAUCCUUCGCCCAAACAAAGACUCUGGUUUGGUCUCAAAGGUUACUUGCAACUUGCAAGGCAUUUGAAGAAAAAAACAACUUUAGCUUUUCUAUCAACCUCUCGUAAUAUCCUUUACGUACUUAGUUUCAUCAAUGAUACCAAAACCUGAGUAAAACAUAGAGACUGAGCAAAGGAAAAAGCUACUAGAUAUGUAGAUCAAAGUUGUUGAAGAUUAUCAAGAAAGUACUAAAGAAGAGAUCAAGAAGCCACUUCCAGACAAGACAAGAACAACAUGGAUACAAAAGGCAAUAUAUAGGUCAAACGUUUCAAACCACAGCUCAUUUAGCUAAUCUCAUACCAACAGGAACGGUUUACGCGUUUCAGCUCUUAUCGCCAAUUUUCUCAAACGGUGGUCAAUGUGAUUUAGCUAGCAAGAUCAUGACAUUAACGAUUCUAGUGGGCAUAUGUAGGCUCUCUUGUUUCAUACUUAGCUUCACGGAUUCUUACAAAGACAAAAAACGGUACAAUUUGCUACGGAUUAGCAACAUUGCGUGGGUUUUGGAUCAUUGAUGGAUCGGCAACGCUUCCUCAAGAGUUAUCUAAAAAAUGUAAAGCUGUGUUUAAAAUGGCGCUCGCCUUUUGCGCCAUGGCGCAAGGCGCACUCAGGCGAUGGCUCUGUCGCCAUGUACCACCUAGGCGAGGGUGGGUUCCCUAAGGCGCGCGCCAUGGGUGCCUUGUCGAGAAGGCGAGCAUGGCAAAGGCGAGCGUAAGGCGAGAUUAAUGUAAACCGUAUCUAAACCAUAUAAGCCUUAAUUAAUAAUUAAACCUUAGACUUUUUUGCUCAAAAAAAAAAAAAAUUAAACCUUAGACUUUAAAAAAACUUAACCGGGGAAACUUAAACGCCAAACC
This is a messenger RNA of Brassica rapa (field mustard), 4404 nucleotides long. Its product is annotated as ras-related protein RABA1e. NCBI's taxonomy places the organism in Eukaryota, Viridiplantae, Streptophyta, Magnoliopsida, Brassicales, Brassicaceae. Gene Ontology annotation, molecular function: GTP binding; GTPase activity. The record is from RefSeq and is a predicted model, not a curated record.